This is a messenger RNA of Sporisorium graminicola, 765 nucleotides long. RefSeq lists its product as uncharacterized. The record is from RefSeq and is a predicted model, not a curated record. The coding region runs from base 1 to 765 and encodes 254 amino acids. Lineage: Eukaryota; Fungi; Basidiomycota; Ustilaginomycetes; Ustilaginales; Ustilaginaceae. The transcript has a single exon.
AUGCUGCUCUCCCCUGCCGUCAAGACAUCGUACCUCAACACCAUGGCUGGUGGCUCCUCGCCCACGCCCAAGCGCAAGACUGAGGAGGAAAAUGUCGAAACCUCGCCGCUCGCUGGCAAGCGAGCUCGUCCCACCAUCCCCCUACGAGGAUCCCGAUCCGCUAGCAGUUUCCCAACGCAGCAACAGCAGGAGACACCGGUCCAUACUCCUUCUUCCUCGCAAUUCCCCCAAGACCUUUUCGCGAGCUCGUCGGAUGUGACGCUCGACGACCUCACCUCCAGCAACAAUAACAACCAGCAGCGCGACAUCUUCACACACUCGUCCGCCUCGGUCAAGGGCAAAGGGGCCGAGGCCGGCGGCGCAUCUGCCGUGUCAUUCUCGAGCAACAACCCCCACUGGCUCAAGGUGGUCACGUCGUAUGGCUACACGUUCAUCAAAUCGGACGAGUUGCACUUGCUCGAGGGCAAUGGCGACGUUCAGAUGGUGAUUGAGCCGACGAACUCUGCCCAUCAGAACGAGGUGCCCGCCUCACCUCCUGUGCAGAUGAGGUUUCCCAUGGGCGUAGAGUUUCCGCCUACGCCCUCUCCUUCGGACGACGGCAGCGGUGUCUCGGCAUGCAGGUACUUUGGACAGAAGCAUGCAGCAACAUCGGGCAAGCCGCUGUGGGAGCACGUUGAGGGUGAUCAGGAAGCGGCACGCGCGGCACAGGCACAGGCCCAGGCCCAGGGAACAGGACUCAACGAGAUGAUGAUGGACGAAUGGUAG